Molecule: messenger RNA, 1026 nt
Organism: Trichoderma virens Gv29-8
Lineage: Eukaryota; Fungi; Ascomycota; Sordariomycetes; Hypocreales; Hypocreaceae
Product: glycoside hydrolase family 16 protein
Exons: 1
Coding region: 1-1026 (341 amino acids)
Biological process (GO): glucan catabolic process
Molecular function (GO): hydrolase activity, hydrolyzing O-glycosyl compounds
Source: RefSeq, a predicted model, not a curated record
AUGUACGCUUCUAGAGGUCUCGCCCUGUCUCUAGCCUCACUCUUUGCCGGUAGAGUUGCUCACGCGCAAUAUUCUCCAUACACCUUGGACAUUACUUAUGACUCAACCAACUUCUUUUCUCAGUUCGACUUCUUCACCGACUCGGAUCCGACGCAUGGGUUCGUCGAAUACGUUGAUGCUCAAACUGCAAACUCUUUAGGCCUGGCCGGGAUUACUGCUGGAGCCGUCUUCAUGGGUGUCGAUGACGCUACAAAAAACCCACCAAAAGGCCGCAAGUCGGUUCGAGUAACCUCGCAUCAAUCCUUCACUCACGGUCUUUUCAUUGCCGAUAUUGCUCAUAUGCCGGGCAGCAUCUGUGGAGCCUGGCCUGCUAUGUGGAUGGUUGGCCCUAAUUGGCCGUUCUCGGGGGAAAUCGACAUCAUCGAGGGUGUAAAUACCCAGACGACCAACUCUAUUACCCUUCAUACAGGCCCCGGCCUCACGGUUAGCAACACUGGAUCUAACCCGUCUACUCAACUGCUCAACAGCGACUGCGGCCCCAAUAGCAGCAACUCGGGAUGUGGCCAAUCAACCGCGGACAAUCAGAACUACGGCGAUGGUUUCAAUGCUAUUCGAGGAGGAGUCUACGCUACUGAGUGGACAUCUGACCACAUUGCCGUUUGGUUCUUCCCUCGAACCAAUAUUCCCAUCGACAUAAGCAUUGGUAUGCCCAACCCGGACGGCUGGGGUCUUCCCUUGGCCAAGUUUACUGGCGCCAACGGCUGCAGCCUUGAUGAUUACUUCAAGAACAACCAGAUCAUCUUCGACACUACCUUUUGUGGCGAUUGGGCCGGCCAGGCUUGGGCAUCGAACAGCGAGUGCUCCGCCUUGGCUAACUCGUGCGAGAACUACGUUUCUAACAAUCCUUCAGCCUUUACUGAGGCUUUUUGGCUUGUAAACUCUCUCAGCGUAUACAACCAGGCUCCCAAUGUUACAACAGGAGUAAAUGCUUCGCUGCAGACUUCUCUCAAGAGAUUUACGGCCUAA